This is a messenger RNA of Mesorhabditis spiculigera, 1908 nucleotides long. The record is from the annotation of a GenBank genome assembly. NCBI's taxonomy places the organism in Eukaryota, Metazoa, Nematoda, Chromadorea, Rhabditida, Rhabditidae.
AUGAGUUUCCCGUCUAGUGUCCGCUCGGAGUACUCGUCGUCGCGACUCUCCAACCGCGCACAGGAUGGAGAAGACUUUGAGCGCGAGAUCGAGCGUGACCGCUGGGCCAGCCACGUGCAGUACCUGCUGAGCUGUAUCGGCUACACCGUCGGUCUCGGCAACGUCUGGCGAUUUCCCUAUGUAGCAUUUGAGAAUGGAGGAGCCGCCUUCCUGUUCCCCUACAUCUGCUGCAACAUUCUAUUCGGCAUGCCUUUGCUCUACUUCGAGAUGAGCCUCGGCCAAUACUUACAGGCCGGCCCAAACCUCGUCUACUUCAAGCUGAAGCCGGUGCUACAAGGCAUCGGCUGGUCCAUGACGAUGGUUUCCCUCCUCAUCAGCAUGUACUACAACGUCAUCAUAUCGUGGAUCGGGCUGUACUUGGUGAAGACGUACUGGGUGGACGAGUGGGCGACGUGCGGCCAUCCCUGGAAUAAUGACGCCUGCACCUCCCUGAAGGACAACUUGAAGUGGUGCAUGAACGACACGAUGCAGCUGGCCGAGAGGAGGCUUUGGUUCCGCGGUGACUGCGUCGAGAAGUACCCCAACACCACGCUGGAGACCGCCACCGAGCAGUACUUUAUGAACCAAGUGCUGAACCUCACCACCGGGCUCGACGACUUUGGCAACAUGAACUGGGAUAACUUCAUGUCACUGUGCGCCGUUUGGGUGAUCGAAGUAUUCAUCCUGUGGAAGGGGGUGCAGCUUAUCGGCAAGGCGUCGCUGAUCACCACCACCAUCCCGUACUUUAUCAUUGGCAUCAUCUUCUGGCGUGGCCUGUCCCUCCCCGGCGCCUACAAGGGCAUCAAGUUCUACAUCCUCGAACCGGACAUGAGCAAGCUGUUGGAUCCUAAGACGUGGAAGGCCGCGCUGGCGCAGGUGUGCUUCUCCCUCUCGCUCGGGAUGGGCGGACUGCAGGCGAUGGCGUCUUACAACGAGCGCAGCCACAAUUGUCUCAGGGAUGCCGUGGUCGUUGCCGGAGCCGACAUCUUCAUGUCGUUGUUCGGCGGGGUGGCCGUGUUCUCGGUCGUUGGAAGCUUGGCUCACGCUAAGAACGUGAAAGUUGAAGAUGCAAUUGCUAGUGGCCAGGGCCUCGCCUUCAUCGCCUACCCGGAAGCGCUGUCCCGGAUGGACGGCUCGCUCGUGUGGUGCUUCAUCUUCUUCCUGAUGCUAUUCUGCUUGGGGCUGAGCACCCAGUUUGUGUACAUCGAGACGCUUGCAUGCGGCGUGCUCGACCAGUGGCCUCACCUCUACCCGAUGCGCCCGGUCAUCAUCCUCCUCAUCGCCCUGGUGGAGAUGAUCCCCGGCGUGUUGAUGUGUACCGGGUCCGGAAUGUACUGGCUGAACCUGUGGGACACUUACACAUCGUCGGUGGCGUUGUGCCUCGCCUGUGUCGCCGAGUUGAUGACGCUGUUCUCGCUGAUGGCCGGGCGGACAUCGAUCGGCGACGAGGGCCAGCCAGGCUACUAUUUGUAUCCAAUCUGGUCCGAGGUGCUCGGCUGGUUCUUCGGCCUCCUGCCCGUGCUCUUCGUGCCCGGGCUGGCCCUCUGGCACAUCACGGCCUACCGCAAGAAGGGGAACCCGGCCGGUGCGUUCCGCGUCCACGAAUCCCAUCCGUCGUACGCGCGGAUGAAACGCGAGGCGGAGAAUGGGAUGCUGCUGCCCGGCAUCCUCGACUCGUGCCUGAACGGCUCGCUGGACGUGCCGGUUGGAGACAUGAUGCCCGACACCCCACUCGCUGCCAAUCUCCUAAUCGGCCUGCCGAACGUCGGCCCGAUUCCGGCUGUGGCUCCGAUCCCCCAAACCCCAGCUCCACCGGCUUCUGCUCCCUCGUCAGAAGCCCCAAAAUCGUCAGAGCAGCCGAAGAAGUCC